This is a messenger RNA of Eremomyces bilateralis CBS 781.70, 1975 nucleotides long. RefSeq names its product MFS general substrate transporter. The coding region runs from base 318 to 1760 and encodes 480 amino acids. Gene Ontology annotation, biological process: transmembrane transport. The record is from RefSeq and is a predicted model, not a curated record. The transcript is spliced from 6 exons. Gene Ontology annotation, molecular function: transmembrane transporter activity. Lineage: Eukaryota; Fungi; Ascomycota; Dothideomycetes; Eremomycetales; Eremomycetaceae. Gene Ontology annotation, cellular component: membrane.
GUAGGGACUGCUCGGAUUGGCGAAGUUGAUUUGCGGCUCGACCUUUCUCAGAUAAUCCUAGAAACAAUUGGCCAAUGGAUACAUAGCGGCAUAUCCGUGCUGGGACCGAAAUCCCGCAAUUGUGGAUGUACCCUGCGUGGUGAAGGUGGAUGUGAAAGAGAUACGCGUUGAUGAACAAGUGUUAGUCUCUCUUUUCGCCUUCAGUACACGCAGGUCGUUGAAUCAUCGGCAAUCUUCGCUACCUUGCGUUUCCUUUUCAAGUCGUUGGGUCACUGUCUGCUCAGGAGGAUAUUCCUAAGCCGAUUGUGCCGUUCGCCAUGGCAAAUUUACAUGAGAAGAGUGCGGAGUUCGGUGUGGAUGUUGACGAUUCGGUCUCUUCAACGGAAGCUCAAUCGGAGCUGUCCCCAAAGCAGCAGAGACGUGUUAUUCGAAAGAUUGAUGUCCGUCUGGUCAUUAUGCUGGGUGCCAUGUACAUGAUCUCGUUGCUCGACCGAACGAAUAUGGGACAAGCGAACGUUAGUGGCAUGAAUAAAGAGCUAAAUUUGACCGGCUACCGUUACAACAUCAUUUCAUUAACCUUGUUCUUCCCUUACAUCGCAUUCCAACCCCUAGCGGCGUUCUUGAUCCGCAAGAUUGGCCCUCGUGUUUUCCUCUCCACAAGCACUCUCCUCUGGGGGUCAGUGGUGAUCGGCAUGGGGUUUGUAACGACGUGGAACACCAUGGCGGGUAUUCGCGCUAUCCUGGGUGCCUUGGAGGCUGGGUCCUUCUCGGGAUAUGUCUAUCUACUUUCUACAUGGUACGAACGUUACGAGGUGGGCAAGCGGUAUGCGCUCUUCUUUAUCUUGGGAUCCGUAGCACAGGGCCUGUCUGGCAUUCUUUCCUAUGGCCUGAUACAGAUGGACGGUCUUGGAGGCGUAAGUGGCUGGCGUUGGAUCCUGAUCAUGGAAGGAAUAAUUACUUGCGUCAUUGCCUUCCUCGGAUUUAUCUUUCUGAUCUCCUUCCCGGAUGAGGUGCCAGACAAUUCCAAAUUCCUGACCCCGACUGAGCGCGAUUGGCUCAUCAAAAAAGUCAAAGACGACCGAGGAGACGUGCACAUCGAGCCGUUCUCCCUCAAGAAAUUCUUCGCGGCAGGCCUGGACAUUAAGAUCUGGUGCUACGGUUUGAUUUAUUUCGGCACGACGACGAUCCUGUAUUCGAUCGCGCUCUUCGGUCCACUCAUCCUUCGCAACACCCUGAAUUUCUCCGUUGCUGCCUCGAACUUACUGAUUGCUCCGCCUUUUGCAUUCGGCGCCAUCAUCAAUUACGUCAAUGGAUGGUACGGCGACAAGUACAAGCAACGGGCUGGACCUAUUAUCUUCAAUAUGGUUCUUUGUAUCAUUGGCCUGUCCAUGUUGGGGUGGACGAAGAAUCCUUGGGUCCGGUACGCUGGCAUGUUUCCCCUUACCGCUGGAGCCACCUCGAACGGAAGUGCGUCGAUUACAUAUCAAGCGAACAACAUCCGGGGUCAAUGGAAACGAUCGUUCUGCUCUGCCACGAUCAUUGGAAUGGGCGGGAUUGGAGGAAUCGCUGGCGCGGUUGUUUUCAGAUCCCAGGACGUCCCUCAUUAUCACCCGGGGCUGUGGGCGUGCAUGGCUUGUGCACUCAUGAACAUUGUAAUUGUCUGCGGGUUGACCAUCCGCCUACGUUUUGAGAACCGACGGGCGGAUCGUGAAGGAACCGCUAUUGAGGGCGAGAAUGAUGGAUUCCGUUACACAAUCUAAAAGAUUGCUUCUCUGGCGUACCUUCCUGGUGGGGAGAUCCGUUGCUUGUCUAGAUCAAAGUGUUCUGAAAGCACCAGCGAGGAAUGAUUGGAGAAACACUCCCUUCGGGCAUUUCCCGAUACACCGGGAGAAUCACUUAGAGGAUCCCAUAGAACCACAUUUUAGAAAUCGGAGCGCCCAAAAUCCUAUUGCAAUUUGUCCGCACGGGAUUGAGA